Spirodela intermedia is the source of this 876-nucleotide messenger RNA. NCBI's taxonomy places the organism in Eukaryota, Viridiplantae, Streptophyta, Magnoliopsida, Alismatales, Araceae. The record is from the annotation of a GenBank genome assembly.
AUGGUUGAUUCUAUAUGUGGAGGAGCUUUUAUGGAGAAAACUCUAGAUGAGAUUUACAAUCUUUAUGAGAAUUUAAGUGAAAAUUCUAGAGAUCAAGUCUCUUUUGAAUUAUAUGACAGGGAUAAGAAGAGAGGAAUUUAUGAAUUGCAUCAUGAUGAUGAUUCUAAACUUAGAAAUGAAGUUAAUCAGAUUAAUCAAAGAUUAAAAAAAAUUGAUUUACUUAUUGACAAUAUUAGAAAGCCUUUUAACCAUCGACUUAAUUUGAGUAGUACAUGUCCUAUGUAUGGUGAAAAUGAUUAUUCUGAAUUUCAAUGUUAUAAUUUAGAUCAAUCAUUUCACCCUAUGCAAGAGCAAGUGCAAGUAGCUCACGAUUUUAAUAGAAAUAGGGAACCUUUUUCAAAUUCUUAUAAUCUUAAUUGGAGGAAUAAUUUUUCAAGGGGAAACCCAAAUAAUAUUCAAAAUCCAGAAGCACUUAGACCCAAUUCAAACUCUAAAUUUCGUCCAAAACAAGAAAAUAGAUUUUAGAAAAAUCAGCCCUCUCAAAUCCAACCUGAUGCUAUGAAAAUGAUGCAGCAAAUGAGCUAAAUGAUGCAACAAACUAUGAAUCAAAUGAUGCUGCACCAGAAACAAAUUAUAGAGGCUCUUGGGAAUAAGAGAGAAGAGGGACAGCUACCUAGUCAGCCCAUAGAAAAUCUAGGGAACCGCUCAACAAUAGGAUUUCAGCAAAGGGAGUCUAGUAGCAUGAAUCUAGGAAAAAACCCACGAAAUGAAAAUAUUAGGACAGUGAAUGCAUUAAGGAGUGGUAAGAUCUUACCUGAUCCUUAUCCCCAAACAUUAGAAGAAAAAGAAAAUGUUGACAAACCAAAACAAAAUUGA